UGCUAACUCAGAGAUGCACACUGGCUUGUAAGAGGCAGCAUUGAACAAGACAUCUCUGCAAACUCUAAGCUCAGUAGCUGGGUGUACACAAAGGAUAUGAAGAUAUCAGUGUUUGAUUUCAACAUCCAUUACAAGCCCUUUGGCAAAUCCACCUGGAAACACACAGAACACCCAGGAACAAUGGAUGAAAAUAAAACAACAAAUGAACCACAGAAAGCAGAGGCCAAUAAUAAAGCAGAGCCUAUACCAAAGAAACAAGAUGCAGAAUCAGCAAAAGCACCUGAGCCUUCAAAACCUGAAAAAUCAACUGAACCAGUUAAGACAACUCAACAGGAAGAACAACAGGAAGCCAAAGAUGGGAAAGAGGAUGCUAACAAGAAAUAAGGGAGCAGAAGAGCACUCAGCGCUUCAUUUGCAAUCUAAUAGAAGACAGGGGAGCCUUAUUAACAAGAAACUAGCGCAAAGCUUCAAGGUAUGAGACAAAGUUGCAUCAAGUCCUG
Messenger RNA from Passer domesticus (house sparrow), 500 nucleotides. Its product is annotated as nuclear receptor corepressor 2-like. The record is from RefSeq and is a predicted model, not a curated record. The transcript is spliced from 4 exons. Bases 97 to 384 code for a protein of 95 amino acids. NCBI's taxonomy places the organism in Eukaryota, Metazoa, Chordata, Aves, Passeriformes, Passeridae.